Molecule: messenger RNA, 402 nt
Organism: Talaromyces marneffei
Lineage: Eukaryota; Fungi; Ascomycota; Eurotiomycetes; Eurotiales; Trichocomaceae
Exons: 2
Coding region: 1-402 (133 amino acids)
Source: RefSeq, a predicted model, not a curated record
AUGAGCGAGUCUACCCCGACCCGCGAGGAACAACUCGCCCGCAUGGCCGCCCACAUGGAAGAAAGACAGAAAGAAAACGCAGGUGCCGAUCUCAAACUAGACACCCAGUGGUGGGUGCCUGCGAUAAACUUUGGGGCUGAUAUCAAGGAAACCCUAGACUCCGAAACAAAUGACAGUUUCAACGCCUGUAUCGGCAAGUUGAUAGAUCAGAAAUUCUCCCCCGACGCACUCGCUGAGUCGCGGGCUGCGGCCGAGAAGAUUCUCGCUGGUUAUCCUGCGCUUUUUGAGCGGGUGGAUGAGAUGAUUUUUCAGAAACAGGAGAUUUGGGCAUAUCUGCAUGAAUAUGCCAUAAAAGAGAAGGUGGGGGGAACGGAUGUUUUUCGGAGUAUUGCGCCUAAAUAG